AUGGCGGAGUGCAAGAUUAUGACUGAACAGAUAAAUGGACGGUUGCGGUCCAACACCAUGGCUCUAAUGCAUCCAUGCCGCCUGGUUUCUGACAUUACUGCUGUGGACAGAUUUUCAUCAAUGCAGACCGAACAGCUGAUGUUUCUAUGUAUCUUGUUUGUAACGAUCGUGGUCGGCAACUUCCUAAUCCUAGCCGGCAUUGUUUCCUCAGGCAAGCGCAGAUCACGUAUGAAUGUGUUCAUCAUCAACCUAGUGUGUGCAGACCUUUCCGUUGGCUGUCUCCUGGUACUUACAGACAUCAUUUGGAAGGUGACAAUCACGUGGUACGGGGGCUACAUUGGCUGUAAGGUGGUCAAAUUUGCUCAAUGUGUAGCUACGUUUGGUGCAACCUACUCUCUAGUGGCGCUGUCUAUAGAUCGACUGGAUGCAAUUGCAAGACCAAUGAAUAUCAACAAUGUCGAGAGGCGGUGCCGCAUACUUGUUGGAUUGGCCUGGUUUUUUGCUGUUCUAUUUUCAUCCCCGAUGUUGUACAUGUCAGAAAUGGACAUUGUAGACGGGAAGGAACAAUGUUGGAUAGACCUACAACCAUGGGUGUGGCGGAUCUAUGUAACCAUGGUUUCAUUCGCGGUGUUGAUAAUUCCCGCCAUCAUCAUCGCUAGCUGCUACAUCGCCAUUGUCGUGGUCAUCUGGUCAAAAUCCAGCAAGUUUAAAUCCCCCGACACUAGGCGCUGCGCAGAGAAAUCUAGUCUUUCAAAAUCAGGUUCUAUCACUGUCCGCUUUACGGGUUCCAAUAGACAUUCCAAAGCCGCAAUGGGAGCUUCAAGCUCAAGAGGAGUUAUUCCGAAGGCCAAAAUUAAAACGAUUAAAAUGACAUUCGUUAUAGUAUUAGUGUUCAUAUUCUGUUGGGCUCCAUAUUUCAUCUGGGACUUGUUGUACGUGUUCGGUCACAUCAAGAUGUCACAGAGAAGUAUCGCUAUCAGCACAUUCAUCCAGAGUCUAGCGCCCCUUAACUCAGCCGCGAACCCAAUCAUCUACACGCUGUUUAACACGGCCAUAUUCACAGGAAUGUUUAAGAAACGUCACGCAUACAAUUCCCCGCCCCAUACGCCACGUGCUAUAUAG
Mya arenaria is the source of this 1122-nucleotide messenger RNA. RefSeq names its product cardioacceleratory peptide receptor-like. The transcript has 8 exons. Bases 1 to 1122 code for a protein of 373 amino acids. NCBI's taxonomy places the organism in Eukaryota, Metazoa, Mollusca, Bivalvia, Myida, Myidae. The record is from RefSeq and is a predicted model, not a curated record. Gene Ontology annotation, molecular function: vasopressin receptor activity. Gene Ontology annotation, cellular component: membrane. Gene Ontology annotation, biological process: G protein-coupled receptor signaling pathway.